UUCUUCUCCUUUCCUUCCAUAACCACAACUAACCGUUUUCAUUUUCAGAAUGGAGUUCCUCCAUGAAAAUCUGCCCUUUCUCUGCGACUACUGGCCUUUCAUACUGACCGGCGCCGUCUGCUUGAUGGCAGCCAUCGUCCUCUUUAAGACCGCCUUGGAGCCCCCAGUGGACGAGUCAUUGCCCCCUGAACCAGAUCUUCUGGAUGAACUGGACGAGCUAGAGAGCAUGGAAGAUGAUUCUAACCCGGACGUGGUACCAGCACUGCCUGCCGACAUAAAGCACAUCCCAUUUCAAUUUUCACGGUUUCCAAUAGAAGAUUCCCAGAAGCGUUCUCAAGAGUUUUACGAUUUAAUGAACAAGAGGAGGACUGUCCGUUUUUUUAGCCCCGACCCUGUUCCUAAAGAAAUCAUUUAUAACAUCAUUCGGACAGCAGGUACUGCUCCCAGCGGUGCACACACUGAACCCUGGACCUACGUUGUCAUCUCUGAUCCAGAUAUCAAAGCCAAAGUGAGAGAAAUCGUGGAACAAGAGGAAAAAAUUAAUUACGAUCGUCGGAUGGGACCGCAAUGGGUUGCAGAUCUGAAACCAAUCAAAACUGAUUGGGUCAAGGAAUAUUUGACAACUGCUCCCUAUUUGAUUUUGGUAUUUAAACAAGUUUAUGGAAUUUCGGAAAAUGGAGAAAGAAGGACCCAUUACUACAACGAAAUGAGCGUCGCCAUUGCAGCUGGAAUAUUACUUACUGCUAUACAUAAUGCAGGAUUGGUUUCGCUAACGAGUACUCCACUCAAUUGUGGUCCUGGUCUGCGAGUUCUUCUCGGUCGCCCUAAAAACGAGAAACUGACCCUCCUCCUCCCUGUUGGCUACCCAGCGGAAGACGCUACAGUUCCAGAUCUCCCGAGAAAACCACUUGAAGAAAUAAUGGUUGAAAUUUAAUAAUCGUGAAAGUUGUCAAGAAUGUGGUGUCAUUAUAUAGAAAAACAAAAUUGGAUGUUUUUAGAUAAUAGGAGAGUGUUUUAUGUCAAGAAAUAUAUAUGCAUGAAAAUUGAUCCAAGAUUCCGGGUUAAUAACUUCAAAUGUUUCUGUUGCACUAAGUUUUACUUUGUCGGCUUUACAGCCGAAUACUUUAGGGCGUGAGAAGAUUUAAGAGAAAAAAAAUUAGUUCGGUUUAAAAUCCAAUAAUAACUACUUUAAAACAGAAGUUGAAUAUGAACUACUGUUCAUUAGACCUAUCUGUUAAUGGUGACUAACAUCAACUGCACCAGAAUGAUUUUAUAAAAAUAUGAGAACGCAUGAAAAUGGACUAAUGAUCAGAUUA
Messenger RNA from Nezara viridula (southern green stink bug), 1316 nucleotides. The record is from the annotation of a GenBank genome assembly. NCBI's taxonomy places the organism in Eukaryota, Metazoa, Arthropoda, Insecta, Hemiptera, Pentatomidae.